Coregonus sp. 'balchen' is the source of this 2620-nucleotide messenger RNA. Lineage: Eukaryota; Metazoa; Chordata; Actinopteri; Salmoniformes; Salmonidae. The record is from the annotation of a GenBank genome assembly.
UUAGCUGGUGUUAGAAUGGAUGACGACUGCAAUGGCCAUCCUUACAUGUCAGGUAUGGAGGGCAGGGCAUGGACAGUCCUUUGUAUUAGCGGACUUACUGACCUUAUGGUUGUGACAUUAUUGAGAUGACUGAAUGGACUGUAAGUAGGUGUGUGUGUGUGGACUGCAGGCAGUGGAGACUCUUCGAUGGAGAGGGAGUUUUCAGGGGCUGUGGGAGGCCCCACAGUGAGCACCCCCAACAGCCAGCACACUUCCCCCAGCCGCUCUCUUAGUGGUCAGUUCCAAUUAGUCAAUUCCUUUGUUGUAGAAGUAGUAAACUUUAUUAUUCCCAAGGGAGAGUAUGGUAGUUGGUUUUGUGGCUCAGAUGUUUUUAUUCUACUUUAGCAAGCACAGCCGUGUCUCUACUCAUCAUAUGUCCCUCUCCUGGUCUAUUCCCCGUCUCGCUCCAGCCAACUCCAUCAAAGUGGAACUAUACAGUGAUGAGGAGGCGGGCCAUGGCACAGGGCCAGAGGAUGAGAAAGGGGACAAGGUGGAAGAGGGGGGUUCUGAGCAGGGAGGAGAGGCAGGAGGCGGCUACAGGGAGCUGGCCAGUCCGGAGCCCAUGUCACCAGGAGGUGCCAUCCGGCUGCCCAAUGGGAAACUCAAGUGUGACAUCUGUGGGAUGAUCUGCAUUGGGCCCAACGUCCUAAUGGUGCACAAACGCAGCCACACAGGUGACUGACCAAUUAAUUGAGUGAUUGAUUAGUCCUUUAUACAUAAAGAUGAGGUUCGUUUGUGGAGCAGAUCUGCCACGAAACCAGGUUGACAGUGAAACUGAUUUCAAAUUACUCAAACUGGUUUGUACGGGGUCAGGGUGUGUAAACUGGUAUGUGCCUCCUCCAGGUGAGCGGCCAUUCCAGUGCAAUCAGUGUGGAGCCUCCUUUACCCAGAAGGGGAACCUGCUGCGUCACAUUAAGCUGCACUCGGGGGAGAAGCCCUUUAAAUGCCCCUUCUGCAGCUACGCAUGCCGCAGACGGGACGCUCUCACAGGCCACCUCCGCACUCACUCGGGUGAGAGGCAUACACAUACUGUACACACAAAUUAUCGCACACACUUGGGUGAAGAAAAGAGGGUCUGAGUUGAGCCCGUCAAUUCCUGAGCAAAGUACACACAGUUCUAUAUGUACUGUAUUUACGUUAUGUUGACUUUGUCCCCAGUGUCGUCUCCCACAGUGGGAAAGUCCUAUAAGUGUAGUUACUGUGGCCGCAGCUACAAGCAGCAGAGCACCCUGGAAGAGCACCGCGAACGCUGCCACAGCUACCUACAGAGCCUGGAGACACAGAAGCCAGCCAGCGCUCACACUCAAGGUAGUGGCGAACAAACUCACACGCACACAGAGAAACCUAUAGAGCCUUGAUAACUUUUAAAUUUAAAUCACAUUCAUACAUACACACUGCAUGUUAAUGCUUUUAUCUAUGGUGUGAUCAUGUCUUCUAUAGGAGAGGAGCUGAGGGACCUGGAGUUCAUGCCUGACACCCUGCUGCAACCUUCCUCAGACAAGAUGACGUUCAUCGAUCAGCUGGCCAACAGCAUCACCAAACGCAAGAGAUCCACACCACAGAAAUUUGUAGGUCAGCACUUAAUUGGAAUGUGUAAAGGGUGGGGUGAGCAAAGACACAGGUAACACAAAGGGAACAACAUCAUUGAGAUCAGGUGUCUGUUUAAAAAAGACCUACCUGCACAGCACUAGUUUCUCUCUGAGUUGUGGUACAGUGUGAUUCCAUGUCUUCUAUCUGCCCUGCAGGACAGAAGCACAUGCGCCACAAUCUGGCUGACAUGCCUUUCGAGCUCAGCGCUGCCUUUGACAAGGACGGGGAGACACACCACGGUGGUCUGGAGCAGCCACACUACACCGGCCUGGGAGGAGGCUACCUGGGGGUUCCAGGAGGUGGUGGAUCUGAAGGCCUCCGACCCCUACAGCUGCCCCCCCCUCACCCCUCGUGUCUAUCGGAGCUCCGGCCAGUCAUCAGCUCAGCUCACACCCCCAUGGUGCCGCUGGGGCCGAGGUUGGACUGCACGGGGGCCGGGGCUGGCCUAGGGUCCACAGGAGUGGGGGGCAGGGAGGCUGCAGAGGGCCACGAGGACCUACCUCCUGCCCGUAGCCAUGCCCCUUCGCCUAUCAACGGUUGCCAGGACUCCACAGACACUGAGAGCAUGCCGGACGAAAUGUUAAGCAGUGUGGCGCCUGCCCUGCCUCUCCACAACAACGAUAAUCACCACCACCUCCACUCCAACCACCACCCUCCCCCUCCGCCCCUACUGCACCGCAGGGACAGACACAGACACAGCCCAAGCCACUCCAAAGACAGGGAAGAGGGUGACAACUCUGCCAUCCCCCCGGCCCCAGGCUCCCCCACCUCCAGGGAGGCGUUUCGGGUGGUGGACGGAGAGGGGCACGCGGUGCGCUCCUUCCGCUGUGAGCACUGCCGCGUGCUUUUCCUGGACCACGUCAUGUUCACCAUCCACAUGGGUUGCCACGGCUUCCGCCAGCCCUUCGAGUGCAACAUCUGCGGCCAUCGCAGCCAGGACCGCUACGAGUUCUCCUCGCACAUUGUCCGCGGGGAGCACCUGCUAGGCUGA